This is a messenger RNA of Petromyzon marinus (sea lamprey), 5424 nucleotides long. Its product is annotated as RNA-binding motif, single-stranded-interacting protein 3-like. The record is from RefSeq and is a predicted model, not a curated record. NCBI's taxonomy places the organism in Eukaryota, Metazoa, Chordata, Hyperoartia, Petromyzontiformes, Petromyzontidae. Gene Ontology annotation, cellular component: ribonucleoprotein complex. Gene Ontology annotation, molecular function: RNA binding.
ACUUUACCGAAAGAACCAAGAAUAUGGAUAUUGUAAGGCGAGUUAAUUAAUGAGGCAAACUUACCAUACUUCUUCAACAUCUGACUCCACGGCUGAGGAGAUGGCGUUUAGAAAUAUGGCAAUGUAAAAUUGUAUAUUUACAAGCUCGCACAUGUUAGUGUGUGUCUGUUGUGCGCGUGUUGUGAUAAGGGAAACCUUGAAUUGUGGCUUUGUGCUGUUUGGCUUCCGACCGAUCUGAGUCCGAUCUGAGCCCUCUUUCUUGCCCUGCUUGCCUGUAAUGACCAUGUGCAAAUGCCAGCCAUUAAGAGACCUAAUAGCAGGGAGAGGCCUGGCAAAACAAUGGCGACUUUCUUAAUGGCUCACAGAGGAGCACUUGUUUGACCGAGGGAGGAACGUCGUGCUUUGCCGAAAGUCAAGAAGUCUUGUGUGAAAACGAGAGGGCUUUCCCACUUUAUUGGGAGACAUUCACUCGCUUUGAUCUCACUACGUAGACUGUGUUCUCAUCAAACAGCACACACACACAUACACACACGUAUACCAAUGGUGUUCGCGGCUCGCCAGCCCCACCUUAAGCAGUUGCCGACGUUUUUAGAGGCAGCUUUCAGAUACGUAUUUUAACACUUUUGUCACUUGUGCAAGAGUGCAAAAUAUAUAGAUUGCAAUAUCCUCCCAAUGGUGGGAAAGGGUGGCUUGGUUUUGAGUGAACCUGUGUCUGUAAUUACAGGGCAAGAGGCAGCCGAUUUGCAGGUUGCUUCAUCCAGGCACCGUGCUGGGAAAGCCAGGCAUUCUUGUUUUUCGUAAGAUGGUGUUCAUCUGGGUCAACAUAUGGCAAGUGAGGGGGAAGCAAGAAAAUGUCAAUCUAUGGGGAGAAAAUUAAUCUGCCCUGGUCAAUCAGAUGCUAAAGUCAGCCUGGUGCGCAGUUUUCAUGGUGCAGCAUGUGUCAGCUUUCAUUACUUCUUCAACGUGCAUUUGUCUCCAAGAAUGGAUCAAAGGCAGCACAGUUCCACGACUGAAAUGCCUUUGAGAUUGCCUCAAAGAUGCAUCGAAGAUAAGGUUAAUAACAAUAGGGACUUUCUUUGUUAUGCUAUUUUAGUCAGCGUAUCAUUGGAAAUAUCUUCGAAAGAGACAAUAAAAAUGAUACCUGCCACAUUAAAUUAAUAUUGAAGAUUAAAAUUAAGAUGUAAAAAUCACGAAAGCCACCCACAUAAAUUUAAUGAUGUGAUAACUGCCUCAAUAACAUAUAAGUUAUGCUACUGGAUAUGGGUGAUUUGCUGCAUUGCCCAUGUGAGUAUUUUAUAAGUUGAUUAAACUCUAAGAUAUAUUGCUAUUAAGCACGGAAAUAUUAUACUGUAUAUUUAUUGUUUACGGCUUUAUUAAUCUGUAUUAUGACUAAGCAACAGAUCGGGUAGUCUUAAAAAUGUUAAAAGCGUUUGAAUUAUUUUAAUUAACACAGUAAUGUGAAGUGAAAUUAAUUUAAAGUGGUAAUUGUAAGUGGUGUUUUAUUAGCUCAUGGAUGCUCUUUUUAAUUUGGUAAAGUUAAUUCGUGCCUUUCAACUCUAUAAACUUAUAUAUGUAAAUUAGCUGCUGUGCCGCAUAUAAAGCACUGCACUUUAUUUAUUUUCUUCAACUUUUAUUUUCCAACAACUGAAAAGCACCGCACCGUCUAUGAGCACGUCGGCUUCGCACGGUGGGAAAGAAGUUCAACAUGAAACAAAUCGCAACAUUCCGUUCACGUCCAAGCAGUCGUACACACAAACUUCCAAUCAAAUGGCUCCAAGCCCCAGUACACACAGCAGUGCUAACAGCACCAGUGGUGAGCAGCUGAGCAAGACCAACCUGUACAUACGGGGGCUUCCACCCGGCACAACCGACCAGGAUCUUGUCAAGCUCUGCCAGCCAUAUGGAAAAAUUGUAUCCACUAAGGCCAUCCUGGAUAAAACAACCAAUCAGUGCAAAGGCUAUGGAUUUGUGGAUUUUGACGGCCCAUCUGCAGCACAGAAGGCUGUGACAGCCCUCAAGGCCAGUGGGAUCCAGGCGCAGAUGGCCAAGGUGAGUGAUGCGCAACAGGAACAGGAUCCAACAAACCUGUACAUCUCCAAUCUGCCAGUGACCAUCGAUGAACAGGAGCUGGAAGGGAUGCUCAAGCAGUUUGGCCACGUCAUCUCCACUCGUAUCCUCCGGGACAUCGUGGGCACCAGCCGGGGAGUUGGCUUUGCCAGAAUGGAGUCUACUGAAAAGUGUGAGGCUGUCAUUCAGCGGUUUAAUGGAAAGUUUCUCACCUCCCCUCCUGGGGUACCAGUGCCCAGUGAACCUCUGCUGUGCAAGUUUGCAGACGGGGGUCAAAAGAAGAGGCUAAGCCAUAACAAAUACCUGCAGAAUGGACGGGCAUGGCAGCGCGAGGCUGAGGGCCGCAUCACUGGGAUGACCUUAACGUAUGAUCCUGCAGCUGCUUUACAUAAUGGGUUUUAUUCUACACCGUACAGCAUGGCAGCUAACCGCAUGGUGUCCCACACUCAGAUGGCACCGUACCUGGCUGCUAGCCCCAUCUCCACAUAUCAGGUUCACAGCACGUCCUGGAUGCCCCAGCAGCAGUAUGUAAUGCCACCAGCGGGCGCUGUGAUAUCUCCUACCUUGGAUCACACCAUGUCCUUGCAGCAGGCGGGAAUGAUGGGACCACUCGCACAGCAGAUGAGUCACCUGUCACUGGGCAGCACACCCACUUACAUGACAACCGGACACCAGGGCACUUACAUCCCCCAGUACACCCCUAUCAAUGCCUCAUCAGUCGCUGUCGAUGACUCUAGCGGGCAGCAACAAGGAGUCUCUAUGGAGGCCACAGAGCAUACCCAGUACUCAUACCAACAAGCAAAGUGAUGCAAGAUGAAGCCUGACUUGAAAACUGGCUGAUGAAGAGAUCAAAGUUGCCUUCAACCUGAAGUGCUUUUGGCAUGGAUGCAAUUUUAUUAUUAUUGUUCACUACGGAAAGGUUAAAUUUUAAUAUCCACGAAAUGUCAAUUCAAAUAACUUUUCCACAUCCCUACUCUCACACCAUCUGUACUUGUAAUAUGUUUAUUUUACCAAAAGUCAUUUAAAGAAAAAAAACUUGAAAUUAUCAAAAGAUAUAUUUUAUAAAUCUUUAUUUUGUGGGUUCUGAUGGUGCUUAUAUUACCGUGAUAACUGAUUUUAAAAAAAAUCAGUGUUACAUUGACUCUGCCAGGAUCUCCUAAACAUCCUGGAACAUUUACAGCACAGUCUUUGGCUUUGCUACAUCCAUUUAUAGCAUAAUCAGAACUUUUCUGGGUCAUUUUGUUUGUGGGAACUGGUGGGGCUUUAAGGCAAUGGUGUUUGUGAUUUGUAUUUAUUUAUUUUGUCAUUGGUGUUGUAAAUCUUUCAAAGAAUGUUCAAAGAAAAUGAUCAGCAGUUGUUUUCGCCUUAUUUUAUAGUUUUGGCUUUUGUGUGUCCUUUGAAAUAUUGAUUGCGAUUAAAAUUUUUGUCUUUGAGACUGUAGGACAUGCGAAUUACUGGUGAUUGGUGUAUAUUCUUGCCGUGCUGUAGGUAAUGUUUUCGAUGUAAUAGUAUGUUACGUUAUUGCGGUCUUCAUUCUUAGAAGAUGUUUUCCUUCAUUGUUUUUGUUACAAAAGGAAAUGUAUGGAUUUUUCUGAUUUAACGUUUGAUACUUGUUUUAAAUGGGAAAACUAAUUCUGAAAUCUUGUAGGAUAGAUUUUAUGAAAAAGAGAUACUGAUAUUUAAAUAAAAUGACAAAAACAACAAAAAAGCUAAACAAAAAAACCUAAAAAUACCUUUGUGAAGCAGGAUUUGGAGUGGAAAUCUGUAUGUUUAGAUAUGAGUGCUGAUAAUCUAAGUGAGAAUGUUUUUGAGACGUUAUUUUGAACCAAUCAUAGACUAGUUUUAAUAGAAAUAAGGUUUAUCUUUGUGUUUAAUACUUCCUAAACCUUCACAGCAAGAAGACGGUCAACAAACUUUAGUUGAUAUCAAAAUAAUGAUGUUUUUAACGAUGCAUAAAAAAAAACGUUACUGUAAUGGUAAUAAUAUAUAUUAGUUUUGAACGUGUAAGGGCUGUGUGCUGGCAUGGAAUCAGACUAUCACUUGUUUCUGGAAAACAACAAUGAGGACACGAUUAUUAGGAUUGUUCAGCCAGAAGAGGAGAAUAGCACUUGUGUGAGUUGCAGUUGUGGAACAUGCUUUGGUCAGGUUGGGUCAUUAACCAAAGACUUGGAUGCUCUCGUAGCUAAGUAAAAUCUUUGGUUUUGUUUUGGCAUGAAUGUGCAGGGCAAGUGUGCGCUUUUGUUUUCUUAGGUGCAUUUAAAUGAAGGCUUAAAACAAAUUACAAAACUGGUCUGCACCAUAGUUAUUGAAAGUUAAAGGGCAGUCUCUCCCAGGUUUGUUCCCUUGGAAUAUGCAAAGGCUGCCAUCAUGCUUCAAGCUGGAAAGGGUUACUGGGAAUUAAGUCUUCCAGUGGAUACCUCCUGCUUUGUACCAGGAGAUGCAGAUGAUAUCUACCUCAGAUUGUUUCUUCAAUGUUGGCAGCUUGCGUGGUCACCAUGGGGCACGUGUUGUAAGCGCUGCAUUCAUGAGUUUUGAAGUUGUACGUGGGCACGUCUUUAAAGCAAGCCUGAUAUUGCACAGAAAAAGAGUAUAUCCCAAGGAGCAAUGAUGCUAAUCCAACUUGUGGGAGAGUCUGCGAGGUGUGCUUUUACCGAGAAGAGCUUUUCAUGUGGCUGCCUAUCCAGAUAGCAUUGCCCUGUUCUUUAAAGAGUGGGCAAAGUGUCCUGCUCAUUGUGUUCGACUGUAAAUGUCAAAUUAGAUUUUUAAAGCUCUACAGUUUAUGCUGCUAUAUUUUCAAUGGCCAGUUAUUCAUAGAUCUAUUGGCUAAGCUGGCCGAUUCGAAUAAACGCAACACCAUAGCCACAUUCACCGCAUUUGCAAUAUGGAAUAGAUGAAUUGAUAUUGGAUAUAUGCAGUUUAAAAUACAUUGACUAAAGUAAUUAUUAUAAAUAUUUUAACAUACCCACUGAUGCUGCUUUAAAUUAUGUGACUUUGUUGUUUACGAACAAUACACCAUUUCCAUCAUGUCUUGUUUUAUGUACAUAGAGCAGCUUCCACUGUCGUAUGUAGACAGCUGUUAAAUUAUCAAAAGUAUAAUUUAUAAGAAAGGCCUUUUGUACAGAAUGAGAUGUGUAUAUGAUCACAAGAGUGAAUGAUUUGUUUUUUUUUAAUUUGUGUUUGUGCUGCCUGGACUUGCCAGUGGAAAUUGUAUCAGUGCCCCCUUUUGGAUGAUUUUUUGAAUUUUCAUGCUGAUGGUAAAUGACUUUGCUGUAGAAUUGUGGGGGUUAAUGCUGUUUGGAGCUCAGAGUGAAAUGCUCUGUACCAACAAAAAAAACGAAUAAAAAGAAUAUUUCAUUG